Hymenoscyphus albidus is the source of this 544-nucleotide messenger RNA. The record is from the annotation of a GenBank genome assembly. Lineage: Eukaryota; Fungi; Ascomycota; Leotiomycetes; Helotiales; Helotiaceae.
AUGCCAGGGGUACCAAUAGUUGGGCCGGUCAGAAACCAGAGCGACGAAGGUAGAAGAAUUCUUCUUUCUGUUUGUAUCUCUAAUUGCUGUUUCGCUAGGGACUACAUCGCCUCAGCGAAUAUUGUCCUCCAAUAAAACCAGUUCGUCCAAAAGUUCUCUUCAAAUGCCUCUGCAAAAUGCGUGGGCGCAUAAUAGGCGGGAGUACGGACUGGAGAGUUUGGUCCGAGGACCGCGAUGCGCAAAGCACUCUCUGCGAUAUGCAGAGAGUGUGGGAGUCGAGGAAGACGAGAGAGGUGUGGGUUUGGAAGAAGAGGAGCAGUGCGAGGUCGCGAGAAAGGAAACCACCCUCGCUCUGGGAUCCCAGGCGACCACGGCCGGCGUGGGAGGCAGAAGCGCCUCGGGUGGUGGAGGAGGAGGUGGUGGUCUGUUCGAGUUGAUGUUGAUGCAGAUGUACUGCAUCUUGAUCGUUGUGGUAGAUGUUUUAUCUCUGGAGAGAGCAGAGAGAGAGCAGAGAGAGAGCAGACUUGGUGGGUUGAAAUUUUGA